CGAAAGCCCCAUAGGCUACCAAGGGUUAAAAUUAAAAUCAAGCUUCGGCAUUUUAAUCACUGUUUAAGUCGGUUCAGACAACUAAUGGGUAUUUGCGCCUGUUUGAACGUAAAGUACGGGCUUAUCUGCUAAUGGUUGCUACCGACCAUUACCUUGAAACCAUUCAGCAAAUACACAGUACAUAUGGUGAUUUAAAAUCACCGCUCAUUUUACACACAGUUUAAAAUGAGCGGCUAGUAAUGAGUGAACAUUACCAGCUAGCUACGUUUUUCAUGUUGGUUUUGGGCGGUAUGCGCCCCCACCAAUCUAGAAAAUGUUUUAAAAACAGUAACAUUAGCUAGCUAAUGGAAAACUCCAUGCAGGGAGUCAGAGGCAGAGGGACAGUCACUGCAGCGUUAGCUAACGUUAGCUUGUUGUUUCAUCUGGGGUCUAAUAAACAGUCUAGUUUGUAGCAAUGAAACAGACAACACCACUAUUCAACUUUUACACACCUGAUCAACGUAUCUUUCUGAAAUGUCUCUUUUAGAACAAAAAUGAAUAGAAAGACUGUGCCUGUCUCCUUAUCAACCUUAAGACGAACUGUUAUAUCCAUUUUGGUGAGCCCUGAACAUCUCUACCUUGCUGACUAUUCCGGACAAAUGCUAAAAUCUUUUGUAAACCAUUUUGGUGAGCUGUAUGGGACAGACCAGAUUGUACGCAAUGUCCACUGUCUGGUCCACCUGGCAGAUGAGGAGAAGAGGCAUGGCUGUCUGGACUCUUUUUCAGCGAACCACCUCGGGAAAAUAAAUAAAAUAAUUAGAAAACCUGAGUUCCCACUAGCUCAGCUCAUUCGGCGCCUUUUCGGAGGUUACAGCUACCAAAUUUGAUGCGGAUGCAGACACUGAAAAAGGAGCAUUUUGUGGGCCCAAUUGUUGUUGGCAUGGGAGUUAAUGCGCAAUAUGGGGAAAUGCGUUGUGAAAGGUGGAUUAACAACAGGGGACAACAUGUUUCUGGUGGGGGAUGAAGUCUGCCUUAUCAAAAACAUUAUCCAAAAUGAUAAUGGUGUGUACGCUAUUUACACUGAAUUUUCCCGGCAGUCUCCAUUCUAUACCUACCCCUUCAACUCCAACAGAAUGAAAAUAUUUGUUGUAAAUGACGCAUCUGACAAGCUGAAGUUGGUUGAGGUGUCAGUGCUGCGACAGAAAUGUGUAGCCUUGCCUUACAGGGAUGGUUUCGUGGCCAUACCUCUCCUCCACUAAAUGGGGGAAAAAAAUCAAUCAGUUCAAUCACUCAGUUUAAACAAUCAGUUCAAGUUAAAAACUCUAAUAUAAUAAUAUAGUUGACUACUGACUUUUGACUAUGACUUCCAUUACUCUGGAUGAAAAUAUGCUGUAAGUAUUUCACAAAAGUUGGUAUUUUUCCAUGUAUACACAAUUCAUGUUUUCAAAAUAUGAGAUGAAAUAUUGUCCCUCAAAAUGCCAUGGGGAAAUAUUUUAUACUGAAUUUAACAUGCAUUGACUUGUCCCACCUUUCUCAAUACCAUUUACCGUACAUAGUCCACUAUAUUAUUAGCAUUAUUCAAUGAUUUUUGUACGUUUAUGAAACAUCACCCCCAACACAUUCUGCCAAAAAAAUGCAAUAGUACUCUACGGUUGAGCUGAAGUUCUACUUGACCAUUAUGACCUGUACUUUUUCCUUCCUUAUACUUCUUCCCACCUUGGGGCCCCAUUCAGGUUAACUUUUAGCCCGUCUUACUUGCUUAUUUGUAUACAUUGUAGGCCUAUACUUGUGCAUGCUUAAGUCCAUGUUAUUCCUUUUUUGAUGAUGAAUAAAUACCCUUUUUCUUUCUUUCUACAUUAAGGAUGCCUUUUCAUCUAAUUGAAUUUCAAGCAAGCGAGGACAUUGCUGUAGUGCCAGUUGACUGGUAUGAUGACGGGAUGGUGUACUGGCCCAGCUUUAAGAGCACUGAACGUGUGAAACGGGCAGCUGCAAACGAGGAGAAGCAAGAUAUGACGUAAAGGUUGUCAGAACUUGUGACAACUACAAAGACGCCAUCAGGCAAAUGAAUCAAUAUGAGACCGACUGCAACACCUCUGAGCUACAGUCUGAGGCAGAGCAGGAGGGUGAGCUGCCAGAGAAACGAGUCAGGAAGCCAAUCCAUCGUUUUGGGGACUCUGAUGAGAGUGAAGAAGAAAAUUGUGACUUAGCUUCUCUGAGGUCGCCACGACCUUCCAACUCGGUUGGUGUAUCAGUUGGAGCCUCAAGCCCAAACCAAUUACACUGGCAGACUCCACCAUCUCGCCGAGUGCCAAGCAGCAGAGUCACUACUCCUCAACCUGGAGGAAACUGUCUAGCACCUGACCAUGGUUUCAGACCCCAACACCCUUCACCACCUCAACUCCCUGCACCUGCAUUUAACAUGAGGGGUGUUUCUCAAGGAACGGCAGUCCCUCCGCAACUCCCUCCACCCCCCGCACCAGCCCUCAACAUGAGGCGAACAAAGGAGCCCUCUUCAAGCCUGGCCUAUAGACCAACAUGGCGAGGGGGAAUAAUGACCGAUACCAUUCCCUGCUCUGCGGCUGAGGUCCACAUCCUUAGCCUGCUGGAGACCAUUAAACAGCAACAAGACCAGCUUGUGGCAAAGGUGAACUACCUCAGCAGCAGGCUGAACAGCAACCCCGGGGCCAGAUGUUGAGAUGCCGGACAAUAUCCAGUUUCCCCUGGAACAAUUGGAGGCAGUGGAGGCAUUUGAAAUGUUUUUAAAGGAACCGUCAAAUGGCCCAGCUCGACAGAGAGUGAUUUCUUCUUUGGCCACCAUUGAAGGUCAGGAUGUGAAGAGGGUGACCUGGAACAUCCUGGCCAGGCUCUUCACGGAUGAGGUGCUGUGAGGAAAAACACAGUGACACUCAGCCACAGACGCAGAGGUCACCAAGCACGUAAUCAGGUGGUUCAACCUGGCAGCGGAUCGGGCAACGAGGAGACGUGUCCCGCCUCUAGCCAGACAAAUGGAGUAAUAGGAGAAAUAAACAAUAUUUUUUUUGAA
Esox lucius (northern pike) is the source of this 3022-nucleotide messenger RNA. RefSeq lists its product as uncharacterized. The transcript is spliced from 9 exons. The record is from RefSeq and is a predicted model, not a curated record. The coding region runs from base 2042 to 2674 and encodes 210 amino acids. Lineage: Eukaryota; Metazoa; Chordata; Actinopteri; Esociformes; Esocidae.